GGCCGUAAGAAAGGGGUGAUCCAAUUCCAUGGAAGCGGAGCAAGAAAGGAGGAACGUUGGAGAGAUAGAACGAGAUGGCGGCCAACCAAGCAGGAACAGUGGCCAAACUGGCCUCGAGCCUGAGGAGCAUAGGAUUGACAUUGUUGAAAUCAGUCCUAGGGUGGAAAAUUGGAUUAAGUCUCUCAAAAACGAGGAAGAAAGCACUCAAUCUCAAAGUACUCGAUGGCCAAGGAUACCAAAGGUUCCUCAGAUGCUGAGGGGGACCCAGGAUUUCGAGAAAUUCUACGAACCGAGUGUAAUUUCAAUCGGUCCUUACCACCAUGGCAAGCCCCACCUUCACCCAGGGGAAAUGAUCAAGCUUCUAUGUAACCAAAAGUUCCUGAAUGAAAGUCAUAUCAGAGCUUUGUACAGAAAAAUUGAAAGUAAUAUCGAGGCAGUGAAAAAGUGCUAUGAUUGGAGUAGUAGAAACGAGUAUGAUAAUGAGGAACUCGCCUGGAUGAUGCUUAUGGAUGGGUGUUUUUUACUACAGUUCAUCCGCAGAAAAGAAGACGACAGUAAAGUCGAUAUGAGUAACGUUCUUAGAAAUCACCAAAUAAAUUUUGUGGAGCAGGACUUGUUCUUGCUGGAGAACCAACUUCCCUUUGGAGUCCUGAAGUUGAUUUUUGAUGAGGAAGCAAAAUUCCAUGGCGUUUCAACAAUGGAAGAGACGAUAGAAAAAUUCUUCACUCCUAACAACGGAAGACAACUGGAACCGGAGGACAAAGAGCCCUCUCAUCUCCUCGACCUUUUGCGAAGUGCUCUCCUAGGCAGGUUUAAAAUGAUUAGGGGGAGUCAGCCCGAGCAAGAGCAGGAAGCUGAGAAAAAAGGAGAGCCGUCGUCGUCAUCUGGAGGAGGAAAUGGGGGGAGUCAGCCCGAUCAAGAUCAGGAAGCUGAGAAAAAAGGAGAGUCGUCAUCCUCAUCUGGAGGAGGAAAUGGGGGGAGUCAGCCCGAACAAGAGCAGGAAGCUGAGAAAAAAGGAGAGGAGUCGUCGUCACGAUCUAGAGGAGGAAAUGGGGGGAGUCAGCCCGAACAAGAGCAGGAACCUAAGAAAAGAGUAGUAUGGUCGUCGUCUCAAGGAGGAAAGGGGGGGCUCUGUUGCCCAUGGAAAAAAGGCAAACAACGAGGAAAUGGGGGGAGUCAGCCCGAACAAGAGGAGGAAGCUGAGAAAAAAGGAGAGUCGUCAUCGUCAUUUGGAGGAGGAAAUGGGGGGAGUCAGCCGGAACAAGGGCAGGAAGCUGAUGAAAGACUAGAGUCGGAGGCGUCUGAAGGAGCAGAUUUUAGUAGUCAGCCCCCACAAGGGCAGCAAGCUAAGAAAAACGGAAAGUCGUUGUCGUCUGGAGGAGGAGAUGGGGGGUUCUGUUGCCCACGCAAAAAUAGCAAACAACGAGGCAUUUGGCAGUCUUUUCGACACAUCAAGGAGCUUAAAGCUGCCGGGAUCUAUCUCAAACCGAGUAGAACGAGUUUCUUGAGAGACAUUUCUUUCAAAUCCUACUUCUUCUGUGGCCACCUGAAACUUCCCCCAAUAACCCUUGAUGACUUCACGAAGACCAAGUUCUUGAACAUGACGAUGUCAAGGAGCUGAGAUCUAGGCACAUUCUCCACAACCUUCUUGGCAGCGAUGAAGAUGUGGCCCAAAUUUUCAACGAGA
Messenger RNA from Vitis riparia (riverbank grape), 1687 nucleotides. RefSeq lists its product as uncharacterized. The coding region runs from base 29 to 1621 and encodes 530 amino acids. The transcript is spliced from 2 exons. The record is from RefSeq and is a predicted model, not a curated record. NCBI's taxonomy places the organism in Eukaryota, Viridiplantae, Streptophyta, Magnoliopsida, Vitales, Vitaceae.